Tyto alba (common barn owl) is the source of this 10371-nucleotide messenger RNA. It is a transcript of the gene ABCA2, whose product is annotated as ATP binding cassette subfamily A member 2. NCBI's taxonomy places the organism in Eukaryota, Metazoa, Chordata, Aves, Strigiformes, Tytonidae. The record is from RefSeq and is a predicted model, not a curated record. Gene Ontology annotation, biological process: lipid transport; transmembrane transport. Gene Ontology annotation, molecular function: ATP hydrolysis activity; ATP binding; ABC-type transporter activity. Gene Ontology annotation, cellular component: membrane; intracellular membrane-bounded organelle. Bases 196 to 7758 code for a protein of 2520 amino acids. The transcript is spliced from 50 exons.
GCCGGAGCCGGAGCCCGUCCCGCUCCCUCCCUCUCUCCUUCCCGCUCCCUCCCUCCCUCCCUCCCUCCCUCCUCCCUCCCUGCUGCGGACAAAGGCGGCGGCCCGGUGGGGAAUGGCGGUGGGCGGCGGGUGAUCCGCGGAGCCGAGCCGGGGGGGGGGGGGAGCCCCUGCGGCGGGGCUGGGCCUGGCCCGGCCAUGGGGUUCCUGCACCAGCUCCAUCUCCUGCUCUGGAAGAACGUGACGCUGAAGCGGCGCAGCCCGUGGGUACUGGCCUUUGAGAUCUUCAUCCCCCUGGUGCUCUUCUUCAUCCUCCUGGGGCUGCGGCAGAAGAAGCCGACAAUCCCCGUAAAGGAAGUCUCUUUCUACACGGCGGCACCACUCACCUCGGCUGGGAUCCUGCCUGUCAUGCAGUCCCUGUGCCCCGAUGGCCAGCGUGAUGAAUUCGGCUUCCUGCAGUACUCCAACUCCACGGUGACACAGCUCCUGGAGCACCUCAGCGAAGCGGUGGAGCAGAGCAGCCUCUUCGACCCACAGCACCCAGGGCUGGAAGAGGAGCUGGAGUCGCUGCGCCGGCGCUUGGAGGCACUCAGCAGCAGCGAGCCCAGCUCCAUGGAGACCCACUUCACCAGUGGAGCAGGAUCUGGCUUCACACUGGCAUGGGCAGCCAAGGACCGAGGUGAGCUGCACCGCUUCCUGAUGCAGAAUCUGUCCCUCCCCAACAGCACAGCUGAGCUGCUCCUGGGCUCCAGCAUUGACCUGCAGGAGGUAUACCGCUUGAUUUUUGGUUCCUUUCCUUUGGUACCUGAUGAGACCCAUGAGCGAGACCUGUGGGAUGGGUUUGGCCCUGGUGAGAAGAUGACACAGCUGGAGAAGAGCCUCCCCAGUGGCUGGAGAAGCCUGCGGGAAGGGCUGGUCCACAGGGUACUGCAGGACCCUGCGGCAGCCCCACACCACCCGGCACUGCUCCACCUGCUCUCCCAGGCCCUGGGCCUUGCCAGCACCGCCCCGGCACACGCCUCCUCUGACAGCCCCCAGGCCUUCCUCACCGAGAUGGAGGGUGUCCUCUUCACCGGGCCGGUGCUGGAGCAGCUGACGUGCGAGCAGAGCCUGGGGAGGCUGCUCCACCUCCUGCGUGUGGCCCCCAGGCAGCAGCCGCUGCUGCAGGCGUACCGGGCGCUGGCCUGCAAUGGCAGCCGGGCCACCCGCCGGCAGCGCUUUGCCCAGCUGGCUGCCGAGCUCCGGGACCAGCUGGACACCCCCAAGAUCGUCAGCAGGCUGAAGCUGGAUGAGGUGAACAGCACAGCCACCCAGCACCGCCUCCACACCCUCCUGGAGGACCUGGUGGAGAUGGAGAAGGUUCUCCGUGACGUGGACAUCCUCUCAGCGCUGGCCAAGCUGCUGCCAAGGGGAGCCUGUGCCAGCAAGGCCCCACCACCCACUGCCAACAGCACUGGCUGGGCUGGCACCAAUGCCACGGCCAGCAACACCACGGCAGAGGAGGAGGGUGCCGGGCGGGGAUCGGCUGGUGGCGACAACCCCCAGGGACAGUUCUCAGCAUUUGUGCAGCUCUGGGCUGGGCUGCAGCCUAUCCUCUGUGGCAACAACCGGACAAUUGAGCCCGAGGCACUGAAGCAGGGCAACAUGAGCUCACUGGGCUUCACCAGCAAGGAGCAGCGAAACCUGGGCCUCCUCGUACAUCUGAUGACCAGCAACCCCAAAAUCCUGUAUGCGCCUGUGGGCACCGAAGUGGACAAGGUCAUCCUGAAGGCUAAUGAGACCUUUGCCUUUGUGGGCAACGUCACCCACUACGCCAAGGCGUGGCUGAACAUCUCCCCCGAGAUCCGUGCCUACCUGGAGGAGGGCAGGCUGCAGAGGCGCAUCCACUGGCUCCAGCAGUUCACUGCCGACCUCCACAAGCACCCAGAGAUCCUGAAUGUCUCCGACAGUGAUGUUCUCCACAACUUUCUCAGUGGCAACUUCUCCCUGCCCAACGCCAGCGUCCUGCUCCAGCAGCUGGACACCAUUGACAAUGCUGCCUGUGGCUGGGUCCACUUCAUGGCUAAGGUCAGCGUGGACAUCUUCAAAGGCUUCCCGGAUGAGGAGAGCAUUGUCAACUACACGCUGAACCAGGCCUACCAGGACAACGUCACAGUCUUUGCCAGUGUCAUCUUCCAGACCAACAGGGACGGCUCACUGCCCCCGCACGUCAUGUACAAGAUCCGGCAGAACUCCAGCUUCACGGAGAAGACCAAUGAGAUCCGCCGGGCGUACUGGCGGCCUGGCCCCAACACCGGCGGCCGCUUCUACUUCCUCUAUGGCUUCGUCUGGAUCCAGGACAUGAUGGAGCGUGCCCUCAUCAACACGUUUGUUGGCCAUGAUGUGGUGGAGCCCGGCAACUAUGUGCAGAUGUUCCCGUACCCGUGUUACACUCGGGACGACUUCCUCUUUGUCAUCGAGCACAUGAUGCCCCUGUGCAUGGUGAUCUCCUGGGUCUACUCGGUGGCCAUGAUGAUCCAGCACAUUGUGACGGAGAAGGAACAUCGCUUGAAAGAGGUGAUGAAGAUGAUGGGCUUGAACAAUGCGGUGCAUUGGGUGGCUUGGUUCAUCACCGGCUUCGUCCAGCUCUCCAUCUCGGUCACAGCACUCACUGCCAUCCUGAAGUACGGCAAGGUCCUGAUGCACAGCGAUGUCCUCAUCAUCUGGCUCUUUCUUGCCAUCUAUGCAGUGGCCACCAUCAUGUUCUGCUUCCUGGUGUCAGUGCUCUACUCCAAGGCCAAGCUGGCCUCCGCCUGCGGUGGCAUCAUCUAUUUCCUCAGCUACGUGCCCUACAUGUACGUAGCGAUACGGGAGGAGGUGGCGCAUGACAAGAUCACAGCCUUUGAAAAGUGCAUCGCGUCCCUCAUGUCCACCACGGCCUUUGGGCUUGGCUCCAAGUACUUUGCGCUGUACGAAGUAGCUGGUGUGGGCAUCCAGUGGCACACCUUCAGCCAGUCGCCUGUAGAAGGAGAUGACUUCAACCUCCUGCUGUCCAUGAUGAUGCUGAUCGUGGAUGCUGUGGUGUAUGGAGUGCUCACGUGGUACAUUGAAGCUGUGCACCCAGGCAUGUUUGGCUUGCCGCGGCCCUGGUACUUCCCCUUUCAGAAGUCCUACUGGCUGGGCAAUGGGCGAGUGGAGACCUGGGAGUGGACCUGGCCCUGGUCCCGCACCACCCGCCUCAGCAUCAUGGAGGAGGAUCAGGCCUGUGCCAUGGAGAGCCGGAGACUGGCUCCUCACCAUCCCACUCUCACGGCAGAGGAGACACGGGGCAUCGAGGAGGAGCCGACCCACCUCCCCUUGGUUGUCUGCAUUGACAAGCUCACCAAGGUCUACAAGACAGACAAGAAGCUGGCGCUGAACAAGCUAAGCCUCAAUCUUUAUGAGAACCAGGUGGUGUCCUUCCUGGGGCACAACGGCGCGGGGAAAACCACCACCAUGUCCAUCCUCACCGGCUUGUUCCCUCCAACCUCGGGCUCUGCUACCAUCUACGGCCACGAUAUCCGGACGGAGAUGGAUGAGAUCCGGAAGAACCUGGGCAUGUGUCCCCAGCACAACGUGCUCUUCGACAGGCUGACGGUGGAGGAGCACCUUUGGUUCUACUCGCAGCUCAAGAGCAUGGCGGAGGAGGAGAUCCGCAAGGAGAUGGACAAGAUGAUUGAGGACCUGGAGCUCUCCAACAAACGCCACUCCCUGGUGCAGACCCUCUCGGGGGGCAUGAAGAGGAAGCUGUCGGUGGCCAUUGCCUUCGUGGGUGGGUCGCGGGCUGUGAUCUUGGAUGAGCCCACAGCUGGCGUGGACCCAUAUGCACGCAGAGCCAUCUGGGACCUCAUCCUCAAGUACAAGCCAGGGAGGACCAUCCUGCUCUCCACACACCACAUGGAUGAGGCCGACCUGCUGGGUGACCGCAUUGCCAUUAUCUCUCAUGGCAAACUCAAGUGCUGUGGCUCCCCGCUCUUCCUCAAGAGCACCUAUGGAGAUGGCUACAAGCUGACAGUGGUGAAGAAGCAGUCGGACAUCAGGAACGGCACAGAGACAGGCCAGCCGCACAGCCCCCCGGCCCACUCCUCUGUCAGCCCCUGCUCUGAGCCUCGUGUCUCCCAGUUCAUCAAGAAAUACGUGGCCUCCUGCCUCCUCAUCUCGGACACCAACACUGAGCUCUCCUACAUCCUGCCCAGCGAGGCCGUCAAGAAGGGCUGCUUCGAGAGGCUCUUCCAGCACUUGGAGCAGAGCCUGGAGGAGCUGGAUCUCACCAGUUUCGGGCUGAUGGACACCACACUGGAGGAGGUCUUCCUGAAGGUGUCUGAGGAGGACCAGUCUCUGGAGAACAGUGACGUGGACAUGAAGGAGUCCAAGAAGGACACCAUGCGACCACCUGCCCCUGAGCUGGGCCCAAAGCCUGAGGCCAAUGGGGAACCUCUGGCCGAAGCAGCGGUACCGGAGAAGCCCGAGGUGGAGCUCAGCAACCUGGUGACCUGCUCCAAGCUGGCGCAGUCGCAGGCAUCCCUGCACUCGGCCUCCUCAGUGGGCUCUGUGCGGGGUGACGAAGGUGGGGCUUAUUCCGAAUUCUUUGGGGAUUAUGCGCCCCUGUUUGAUAACCAGCAGGACCCCGAUAACAUCAGUCUGCAAGAGCAAGAUGCAGAGGUGGAGUCAGAGGACCGUGACCUGGCCGGGCAGGGGAGCUUCAAGCUGGAGGGCUCGUGGCUGAAGCUGCGCCAGUUCCAUGGGCUAAUUGUCAAACGCUUCCACUGCGCCAAGCGCAACACCAAGGCCCUCUUCUCACAGAUCCUCCUGCCAGCCUUCUUCGUCUGCGUGGCCAUGACAGUGGCGCUCUCGGUGCCCGAAAUAGGUGACCUGCCACCCCUCAUCCUCUCGCCAUCGCAGUACCACAACUACACCCAGCCCAAGGGCAACUUCAUUCCUUACGCCAACGAGGAGCGGCAUGAGUACCGCAUCAGGCUGUCUCCUGAUGCCAGCCCCCAGCAGCUGGUGAACACCUUCCACCUGCCCUCUGGCGUGGGGGCCACCUGUGUGCUCAAGACAGCUUUCAACAACACGCUGGACCAGCCCAUGCAGACCCUCAACCUCGACAGCAACGAGUCCAAGAUGCUGGCGGCCAAGUACUUCGACGCCAUGUGCAUUGACUCCUUCACCCAGGGCCUGCCGCUCUCCAACUUCGUGCCACCACCUCCAUCCCCGGCCCCCUCUGACUACCCUGUCUCAGUAGAUGAGGACCUGCUUCAAGCAUGGAACUCCACGACCUUCUCCUCUGCUGUCAAAGAGACCGUGACCUCGGCCCCUGCCCUGCCCCGCAUCAUCCACGAGCCCAUCAAGUGCACGUGCUCCAUGCAGGGGACCGGCUUCUCCUGCCCCAGUGGUGUAGGGGGUCACCCCCCACAGAUGAAGGUGGUGACGGGGGACAUCCUGGCAGACAUCACAGGGCGCAACGUCUCUGAGUAUCUGCUCUACACCUCAGACCGCUUCCGGCUGCACAGGUAUGGGGCACUCACCUUCGGCAACGUCCAGAAAUCCAUCCCGGCCUCCUUUGGGGCCAGGGCUCCUGCCACGGUGCGCAAGAUCGCUGUCCGGAGAACGGCGCAGGUCUUCUACAACAACAAGGGUUAUCACAGCAUGCCCACCUACCUCAACGCUCUCAACAAUGCCAUCCUGCGAGCCAACUUGCCCAAAAGCAAAGGCAACCCCGCUGCCUAUGGCAUCACAGUCACCAACCACCCCAUGAACAAGACGAGCGCCAGCCUGUCUCUGGAUUACCUCCUGCAAGGCACAGAUGUAGUGAUUGCCAUCUUCAUCAUUGUGGCCAUGUCCUUUGUGCCAGCCAGCUUUGUGGUGUUCCUGGUGGCUGAAAAGGCCACCAAGGCCAAACACUUGCAGUUCGUGAGCGGCUGUGAUCCUGUCAUCUACUGGUUGGCCAACUACGUGUGGGACAUGCUGAACUACCUGGUGCCGGCCACGUGCUGCAUCAUCAUCCUGUUUGUGUUUGACCUCCCAGCGUACACCUCUCCCACCAACUUCCCUGCCGUCCUCUCCCUCUUCCUGCUCUACGGCUGGUCCAUCACCCCCAUCAUGUACCCUGCCUCCUUCUGGUUUGAGGUGCCCAGCUCUGCCUACGUCUUCCUCAUUGUCAUCAACCUCUUCAUCGGCAUCACAGCCACCGUUGCCACGUUCCUGCUGCAGCUCUUUGAGCAUGAUAAGGAUUUGAAGGUGGUGAACAGCUACCUGAAGAGCUGCUUCCUGGUAUUCCCUAACUACAACCUGGGCCAUGGCUUGAUGGAGAUGGCCUACAACGAGUACAUCAACGAAUACUAUGCCAAGAUUGGGCAGUUCGAUAAGAUGAAAUCGCCCUUCGAAUGGGACAUCGUGACACGAGGGCUUGUUGCCAUGACAAUUGAAGGCUUUGUUGGCUUCUUCAUCACUAUCAUGUGCCAGUACAACUUCUUCCGGAAGCCCCAGCGGCUGCCUGUCUCCACCAAACCCAUCGAGGAUGACAUUGAUGUGGCCAAUGAGCGGCACCGUGUCCUGCGUGGUGAUGCUGACAACGACAUGCUGAAGAUCGAAAACCUCACCAAGGUUUACAAGUCCCGUAAGAUUGGGCGCAUCCUGGCCGUGGACCGGCUGUGCGUGGGCGUGCGCCCCGGGGAGUGCUUCGGGCUGCUGGGCGUCAACGGCGCGGGCAAGACAACCACCUUCAAAAUGCUGACGGGGGACGAGAGCACCACAGGCGGAGAGGCCUUUGUUAAUGGGCACAGCAUCCUGAAGGAGCUCCUGCAGGUCCAGCAGAGCUUGGGCUACUGCCCCCAGUUUGAUGCGCUCUUUGAUGAGCUGACAGCUCAGGAGCACCUGGAGCUCUACACCCGCCUGCGCGGCAUCCCCUGGAAGGACGAGGAGCGGGUGGUCAAGUGGGCACUGAAGAAGCUGGAGCUGACCAAGUAUGCCGACAAACCCACCAGCACCUAUAGCGGAGGCAACAAGAGGAAGCUGUCUACAGCCAUUGCGCUGAUCGGAUACCCGGCCUUCAUCUUCCUGGAUGAGCCCACCACAGGGAUGGACCCCAAGGCACGGCGCUUCCUCUGGAACCUCAUCCUGGACGUCAUCAAAACGGGUCGCUCCGUGGUGCUUACGUCCCACAGCAUGGAGGAGUGCGAGGCGCUCUGCACCCGCCUGGCCAUCAUGGUGAACGGGCGGCUCAAGUGUCUUGGCAGCAUCCAGCACCUGAAGAACCGGUUUGGUGACGGCUACAUGAUCACAGUGCGCACCAAGUCCAGCCUCAAUGUCAAGGAGGUGGUGAGGUUCUUCAACCGCAACUUCCCUGAGGCUGUCCUCAAGGAGCGGCACCACACCAAGGCCCAGUACCAGCUGAAGUCAGACCAGAUCUCACUGGCGCAGGUCUUCAGCAAGAUGGAGCAGGUGGUGGAUGUGCUGGGCAUUGAAGACUACUCCGUCAGCCAGACCACGCUGGACAACGUGUUUGUGAAUUUUGCCAAGAAGCAAAGCGACAACCUCGAGCAGCAGGAGACGAGCCCCAGCUGCGUCCUGCAGUCGCCCCUGGAGCGUGUGCUGAGCUUGCUGCGUCCCCGGGCUGCCCCCACAGAGCUGCGGGCCCUUGUGGUGGAGGAGCAGGAGGACCUGGAGACUGACGACGAAGGCCUCAUCAGCUUCGAAGAGGAGAGGGCUCAGCUCUCGUUCAAUACGGACACACUGUGCUGAGACCCCCCGGGGCAGCCACAUCCCCCGGUUGUGAAGCCACCUAACCAUUUUGGCCUCUCCCCUCCCUUCACCCCGUCAAGCAGAGCUGCCACGGCUGGAGGCGUGUGCCAGGGAGGACAUGGUGGGUACUGCACUGGCCUGGACGGACCUCACAAGCCACUGCCCGCUGCGUGGCCUUUGUCCCCUUCAGCUCCAAGGGCAGUGUCACUGCGUGGUGCCCAGGGCCACCGUCCUCGUCUGGCUCGCCCAGCCAGUACAUGCCACGGUUGGAGACUGUGAAGAGAAGGACAGGGCUUGGUGCCAGUGCUGCUGGCCCCAGGUGCCUUGUGAGCGAUGCCUUUGGUUGGACACCUGUGUUGCACUCACCCUGGGGACCUUUGGUUGCAGGGACACCCCCCCACCACCAGCACUGGCACCACCCCAGGCCUGGCCCUGGCAGGGCAGGAGGGACAGCUGCUUUUGCCUUGCUUCCAUCACCGCUGGCUUGAGCCUUGCCCUUAGCACUGUGGGGAGCUCGGGGUCCAGCGCCAUGCAGGGAGGAGCUCUGGUGCUUCAGCCGCAGUUGGUUUCUGUCACCAGCGGGAUGUCGCCGGAGACCUCCACCCUGUCCCAGAUGGGGGUCUCAGCCCCGUGACUGCGUCCUGCCCACCCGCACUGCUGCCAGCCAAGGGGUCCAGAAACGCCGGCCUUGCCAUGCGUGUGCCGGGCACUUGGUACCAUCCCCAGGGCCGGGCACUCCUGCAGAGGGGCACGCGGUGGGGCAGAGGGGUAUUUCACAGGGUAUUUCACAUGCUGGCACCAGCUGUUUCUCCCCUCUGCCUCCAACCACGUCCCUCCUCCCGGAGCCCCUCACCCUGCCUCCUGCCUGCCCUCACCGGCUGCUUUCCCCACCACAGGGCGUUGCUGCGGUUGUGCCGCCUUCCUGCUGUGUCCCCCUCCUUAUCCCCCCUUGCCCUGGCACUCAUCGCUCAGUGUCUGGCCCUGUACAGGAGCCACCUGCGCUGGUUUCUUAUUGUUGAGCCAGUGGUGAUACUGGAAGUGGGGUUACUGUACCCCCAGGAUGGCUUUUAAAGCUGGCAGUGGGGUGGCCCUGAGGUGCGAGGGCAAGACAGCUUGGCAGGGGAGGGGAGGAUGGACUGCGGCAGAGGGGCUGGCGGUGCCACCGGGGCUGGCAGCGUCACCGGGGCCAGCAGCAGGCACCCCUCCCUUCUGCAGAGGAUCCUGCUGCCUUGUCACCCACAGGGGCUGUGCCCAGCACCCACAGCCCAGCAGCACCCCCCAGCCCACCCCUCUCCAGCGACCCGUGGCCGUGCCCAGAGGUGGGGCGAUGGCAGGGCCUGUGACACCGAUCCUGACUGCCCACCCCGUGGUUGGCCCCAGGCUUUCGCAGCCCCCCGUGCUGUGCACAGCCCCCCCCCCUCCUUCCCAGCGAGCACCCAAGGCUGCGCUGGCUCUCUGUGUCCCCACUGCCCUUUCUGCCGCCCUGGCACGGACUCAGCUGGAGGCCCUGGGCCAGCUCCUGCCCACUGGCAAGCGAGCAGCACUGGGCACGCCAGCUCGCUGUCGUGGGGCAACACACUGCACGGGGAGGUGGAUCGGGGCCAGCCCUGGCCCCACUCGGGCACGGGAGCAGGGGCAGACCCAGGUGGCAGCUGACAUUCCGCUGUCCCCACGCCCUCCGGCCUCGCCAGUCCUGUAUGCCACCUGCUAUAGAUUGUGAUACAAUAUACAGUAUUUUCAAUAGGGGAAAAAUUUGGGGAAGAUAAGCUCUAUUUUCAGAUUUUUUCAGACCAUAUUUUUUUUAAUGGCAUACCGAAAACUGGUUGGUUCUGGAGUGGGGUGGAUGGCACGGGUGGGCAGCCCCCGCCUGGGGUGCUCCCUGCUCCCUUGCUGGGCACGCUCUCCCUUCCUGGGAGAGCACUGCGGGGGACAAGCCAGCUCAGGGUUAGCCCUUUGCCACCAGGGAGAGAGGGGGUGAUGUCAGCUUUGGGUCCCCAGCCGUGACCUCGGUGGUGGCACCCUCAGGCCCCCCCAGGGUGGGCAUGGCACCCUGCUCUGUGCGCUGGCCUGGCCUUUGUCCUUGCCCUGUGCCUGCCCUGCUGCUCAGGGCUCCAGGAUGGUGCUGGCACCCUGGGCACAAAUCUCGCCCCACCAGCCCUCCCAUCUGCUGCCAGGCCACCGUCCCUGUGCCCCAUGGCUUUUGAUGGUCGAUAGAGAUGUUUUUAUGCCCCUGGCAUGGCCUGCCCAUGCAGUCUGAGUGGCUGCAGUGCCCUCCCUGCCCUGGGCCCGGGGCUGCCCAGGCACAAACCCCAGCUGGGGGGUACCCCAAGGGUGGCAGCGGGGUGGGAGCAGGAGGGCAUCGCCCCAGGGCAGGGGUGGCUGCUGCCUUAACACUAUUUUGCUUUGUUGAGUUUGGCCCCGCUUCCCGCCUCACCUCCCUCUGCACGUCCUUGGCCACCAGCCGUGGGCACAGCACCAGGGCCAUGCCCGGCCCCGGGCACAGGGCACCCCUAGGGCUGGGGACGCCUUGGAGGAGCCUGUACAUUGCAAGCAAAAGAAACAAAGAUGAAAUGUGAAAAUAAUGAUUGUUUUAAAUAAAAAAUAAUAACUGGA